Orbicella faveolata is the source of this 3063-nucleotide messenger RNA. RefSeq lists its product as uncharacterized. Gene Ontology annotation, molecular function: protein binding; transcription regulator activity. Gene Ontology annotation, cellular component: MBF transcription complex; SBF transcription complex. NCBI's taxonomy places the organism in Eukaryota, Metazoa, Cnidaria, Anthozoa, Scleractinia, Merulinidae. The record is from RefSeq and is a predicted model, not a curated record.
UUUAUUCAGCUGCUAGUAUCCAACAACAUUCGACCAUUGAAAAGUAGUCAAUGUCGGGGACGCUUGACACAGAGAAAUUGAUAUGGUAAUACAGUAACUUCUAGAACAGUCCUGUUUGCUCUUCAGUGUCUUCUCCCUGAGGACGAGAAAUACGUCCUUGGCUCAGAGAAGUACGUUUCCGAGAUUUAAAUUUCACUGUUUAUUUUCCCUAACUUCCCUUGGUAUCGUAUUUUAAAAAAAUAAAAGGCAACAAAGCUGCGACAUCGAGAGAUGCGUCAAUUUUUAUGUCGCAUAACACCUCGGCGAGGCAGAUGGUGCAGAGAAUACAACUGAAUAAACAUAGUAAUUAUUUAUCACUUCAAUUCUCUGGCUUUUAAUUUUUGGCGGCAGCCCGUGAGGUCAGCCGACGAAAGGCAGAUGAUUGCGGCAUGCUUCCGAACCUUACAUCAGAAAAACAUUUUCAGUUUCAGUGUUGUUGGGCAGACGAAUUAGCGGGGAAAUCUUGGGAAUUAGCGAAGUCACUCGCUCGGCCGCAACUCGCUUGUGAGCGCAGCAGGUUACGCGAGCAACCAGCAAGAAACGACUUGUGGGCAGGCGGCAAACUGACAACUACUCCGCAGAUGUCGAGGUGCUCUUACAAUAGUCCUUUGUUUAUGGUGCCAAACUAGAGGAUAUUUGAAAUGCAAAACUCCGGCGGCAGCCUAUGAGGUCGAAGGAAGAUAAUACCUGGUGUUUCACGUCCUUCCGCGGUGGCAACUUUGAUUGACAGCCUGGCUACCGCCCUUGAGGGAUGACGGAAGCUGCCGUGUAAUCAUUUUCGUCAGCUUCAAGUCUGCGACCGAAGGAGCCUAAUUCGGACGGCCAAUUCCUUGCCUAUUCCUUCGUCUUUUAAAGACGUAUAAUUAGAUUCCAGCUUAAAUUAACUAAAGAGAGAGUUUGAAAAGCAUUACACUGUUUUGGGUGUAAUGAUGGCUUCCAUGGCAAAUGCAUAUCAAGACUUCUCUAAAAUAAACCAAGAACCUAUGUUGCGCAAAUGUACUCCGUUCUGUGACAAAAAUAAAGAGUGUCCAGAGCACCAUGAACUGUUAGUGGCUAUUAUCAACUGUACAGAUAUGCUGGGGUCCUUGUCAAAUCUUGACAACUUGAAAGAAAGUGUUGACAAAUACACCAAAGGUGGAUGGGGAAAAGACGACGAUGUGCCAGAUGCAGUGUUGGAAAACAGAUGCCCUCUCAUUCACUGGGCAGCAGCAUUGGGCAAGUGUAAUGCUCUAGAGUGGAUGCUUGCCAGUGGAUUUUCUUCCGUGGCAAAAUCAUCAGGAAAAGGUGAAACUGCCCUGCAUCGAGCUAUCCAGCUGUUGUAUAAAUCAAGACCAAAAUUCACAGUGAAAGAACUCAAUCCAAAGUUUGCAAAAAUGGUUGGCCUCUUAAAGGAAGCCCUGUUGAUAAAAGAUGAGUCACAUGAAGAUACUCCUUUGCACACAGCAGCAAAAAUGCUUGUAAAUGGAGAUCACAAACCCAACUUCUUUCUGUCAUGUGUAGAGGUGAUUGUGAACAAAGGCAAGAAGAUGGGGGAUUAUGCAGAUGCCAUUCUGAAUGCAGUUAACAUUGCUGGCGAAACAGUACUGCACAUUUUAGCUCGAGGUGAAAAACACAAAAUUGAAUACUGCACUCAGGCCAUCAGGUCACUUAUUGUUGCUGGUGCAGACAGAAGUAUCCGAAACAAUGAAGGGCAGACAGCCUUAGAUAUUGCACUAAAUGCCAGUGGAUCUGAAUCCAUUGUGGAGGAACUUAUCAGGUUUUUUUUGCAGCAAAUUCAGCAGUUACAAGAAGAGCAAGCUUCAAGCAGUGCAUCCUGCUCAGACUUUUUAGGCAAUUCGCCAUUACUUAAACACCUUGGAGAAGCAGGGUUACUGCAUGAUGUCUCAGCAUUACUGGCAAGGGCUCGCAGUAGAGAUGAGGGAAACCUACGAAAAAUACAAACUCAAGCAAAAGAGUUUGAUGCUCAAAUCAGCACCAAAUUGAAGGAAAUUGAGCGAAUGAAACUGGAAGUGUCGCAGCUUAAACUGAAAAGGAAGAGAUGUGAUAAUGAAGUAGACAGGCUCCACAAGAGACUUAUGUCAUGUGACAAUGCACUAAAGGAGAUCCCAGGCACUCACACUUCAACAGCUCCUAAUGGCAUGUGACUUUGCUCAAUCUGAUGAUACUGGUUAAAAGGGCUGUCUCUUGUUAUUUGGAUUGUCACGCAAUUCUUCUUGGACUUAGUGUUGUGUGACAAUUGAAAUAGUGCCUACUUCUAAAUAUUUGUAUAAAAUAACAAAGUAUGUUGUAGAAAUUUGACACAGAAUUUCCUAAUUUCCAUAUUCUUAAUGUACAAAGCUCUUUUAUUUCAUACAAUGCAAAAGCCACUACACCAUGUAAUUUAUACGUCAUUGGAUGAUGCAAGGCAACAAGAUUUUAGCUUUAUAUUUAUUUAAAUGGGGUUGGUAGGGUGCACAGUGAAAUAAUGAGAAAUGCAUUUUAAUAUAUCAUUAGCUCCAUGGGUUCAUGAUAUAGUCCAGUGUCACUACUGUUAAUACGUGCUUCCAUAACUUUUUCAGUCUUCCUACUUUCCUCCCUCCAUGAGGGUUCAUUAAGAGUCAUAUGUUUUGUCAAUGUUCUACAAGAAAGUCAACGCGAGGUUUAACUAAGAAUUAAACUGUGAGCUUUUGGAUUGUUGACAGGAACCGAGAACAAGUAGAUGAGACGUCACAAGACUUGUUUCUAAAAUAUUUACGUUUAUGGUAAAAGGCAAUGCCUGUUUCUACCCGUCUUACCUCCGGUAAAUGUUAAAAUAAUCGAACUUUUGAGUCGAUUUGGUAAAGGUUCCUCAGUUGUGUUGUUUGCGUACCUGUCCAGAGCCUAAACGUCUUAUGUUAUUUGUCUUGCUAAUAAUUUGCCGUACAAUUCCGAACGAAAGUCUUAUUUCCAGCUCAAGAAAGUUGAUGUAAAUAUGAAUUCAAAGUAUGUAAUAAAUUUUAUUGCUCAAGAAGAGUACUUUAACUGGAAAUAAAAUAGAUUUUUUUA